This is a messenger RNA of Aspergillus alliaceus, 4794 nucleotides long. RefSeq names its product P-loop containing nucleoside triphosphate hydrolase protein. The record is from RefSeq and is a predicted model, not a curated record. The transcript has 4 exons. The coding region runs from base 382 to 4794 and encodes 1470 amino acids. Lineage: Eukaryota; Fungi; Ascomycota; Eurotiomycetes; Eurotiales; Aspergillaceae. Gene Ontology annotation, molecular function: ATP binding; ATP-dependent chromatin remodeler activity.
CGUACCUCUGGACCGUGUAUACGUUCUUUAUGGUUGACAAUCUCUUAUAGUGAGAGGGAUACCACUAUUUAUUAAUGUCCUUUAUAUGAGGUUUGAUAAUCUGUCCAUUGUGCUUUUGGCUAUCUUAACAUUAGCACUGGGAGUCAGUGAAUGAAAGACCCUAUCUAAUGAAGUCUCACAUCCCAUCUGAUGUUCUUAAGUAUCAUAACUAUGAGAACAGUUGAGUACCACAACUCUACAACCUAUUUGUUCUUUGCGGAUGGGUCCUCUUAAUCCAAGGACUGACCUAUUUUACUUCUUGUUACUCAUCAAUUUGCCAAGGAUUUGACAAUGACAUUACCCGUCUCUUUAUUUGCCUUCAGUAGUUAGGGAUUAAAGUGAAUGCUGUGCAAUCAUCCAGGGCAUAUCGAGAUGCUCCCUCCUAGUUCUCCUGUCCCUGAGUCGACAGAUAGCACGCCUGCAUCUCUGUCGACUGCUACGUGUCCAGCGUCAACAAACAAGAGCAUCGCAGCAUCAGUGAGGAAAGACACCCAAGAUGAAAAGUACGGGCUUAUUGAAAAUGUCGACCUGUAUCUCCCCGUGGGUGUUCUCAUGAAGCCCACUGCCCAAGAUGCCGACGCUCCAUUGGCACAACCAGAUGACUUCCCUCACUCAGAAAUCUCUAACUUGGAAAAACACCAUUGGAUUUGGACUAGCACCAACCAACAGUGGAACUACUUACGUGUGUAUGUCUUACCUGAUGAUGUGGGUCGUAAGGUUAUUCCACGCUCGAGUGCGCCAUUAAGGCGUGCACUUAAGCUUGUCAUGGCGAAGAUCGACCGGUCACCUGCAGCAUGGACUGGAUGCUUCUCUAUCGGCAACAAGAAUGGAGAUGAUCCCGAGGGUGCAAGGAAGGAUGAAUCACUGUGGUACAUUUACAAUACUUUGCAAAACCCCGAGCCCAACCCGGACUCGAUGAGAGACCCUUGGGCAAAGAAAGCCAUGCAACAACUACUUUCGGCAACGUCUUCAAAAUCUUAUGAUGGUUAUGACCUUGAAGAUGGCGCAGAACGACCUAGAAAAUUUUGCUGUGUUCCGUACCUGAAAACACCUUUAUACCCUUACCAGCGCCGUUCAGCUGCCGCCAUGAUUCAGCGAGAGGCGCAGCCGGCCCCGAUGCUUGAUCCUCGACUUGUGAGAUAUGUCACCCCCACAGGAAAAGAAUAUUACUACGACAAAGAAGAGGGCAAUAUCCUUCAGGAGAAGCGAAUGUAUUCCGAGCCCCGUGGAGGUAUUCUUGCAGAGACCAUGGGCUGUGGGAAGACACUUAUCUGUAUAGCUGUUAUCCUGGCAACUCGUGGCCACUUCCCCCAAAUCCCUCUAGAACAUCAGGAUAUGGUGAACCCAGUACGGACGCAUACUGGCAGUCUUCUCGAAAUGGCAGCUGCAGCCGCAGGUCGGUUAUCAUUGCCUUGGAAGGGGUAUUUUGAAUCUAUGAGACACUCCGGCGCGUUAUUCGGUAAAUGCAUCAAAGCAUGCGAGGAGAAUCGUGGUACAUAUACUAUACCAUCACCACCAGCAAGAUACAGUGGCCGAACUGGCGUGGCUUAUCCAAGACCACCCCCUCAGCGGCUUUCCCUUUGUUCAGCGACCUUGAUUAUCGUCCCACCGAAUCUUAUAAAUCACUGGAAAGAGGAAAUUGCUAGACAUGCUGAAGGGAUCAUUGUCCUCGUAAUACAGGGCUUAUUAGACCCUACACCUACUACGGACCAGCUCUUGAGAUGCGACAUUGUAUUGUUUUCAAAAACUCGCUUUGAGAAAGAAGCAGGUGAACCGUCUAAUAAUAGGCGAAGAUUUAUCAAACCGGUCUCCCCGCUGGCAAAACUACAUUGGCUUCGAAUCAUCGUGGACGAAGGUCAUAAUGUGGCCGGUAGCGGCCAUAGGACGAAUAUGGUUCAUAUCCUAGACCAGCUUCAUGUGGAGCGUCGAUGGAUAAUUUCGGGGACACCAUCUAGUGGCUUAUAUGGGGUUGAAGUCAAUUUGGCUUCACAGGAGACCAAUACUACCGACACAGAUAUGGCAGAAGCCACGGCCGCUAUGCUUCAUGGGAGGGAGAAGACCAGCUUUGUCGACAAUGAACUCAAGGAUAUUGACAAACUACGACACAUUGUCGUUGGAUUCCUAGAUGUGAAACCAUGGUCAAAUUCUCGAGCCGAUGACUCUGCUAACUGGACCAAAUACAUGAAACCUAUUGGGGAAGAUCGUAAGCGUCGGAAGGCACAGUCACUCCGUGCGACUUUGCAGAGCCUGGUUGUACGGCAUCGCAUGGAAGUUAUCUAUAGCGAGGUUCCUCUUCCAAGGUUGCACAACAGGAUCGUGCGUCUUGAGCCGACAUUCUACGACAAGCUGAACAUUAACAUGUUUAUUUUCAUAUUGACGGUCAACGCCAUCACUUCCGAAAGAAAGGACCAAGAUUAUAUGUUCCAUUCGCGUAACCGAAAACAUUUGAGUUUAUUGAUCAGUAACCUGCGACAAGCUGGAUUUUGGUGGGCUGGUUCCGAGGGUGACAUUCAAGGAACGAUCAAUAUCGCGUCAAAGUAUAUAGAAGAUAACAGAGAAAGAAUGACCGAAGACGACAUACUGAUGCUCACACAGGGUAUUCAGAUAGCUGAGAAGGCGGUUGCCUGCGAGAAUUGGGAGCGUUUCAAACAAUGCCAUGAACUGGGGGUGUUUCUUGAAAGAUUCCCUUCUCCUGCUCGGGACAUGUGGGCGCUCACACCAUUGCGGUCUGAUGUCGAGCCCCUUUUGCUAGGAAUCUCACAGGCCCGUCAUGCCCAGAAGUUUGUUACUGCGCGUCUUAAUGAAACGUAUCCAGAAGAAGGUCUUGCCGGAGCUGGUCUCAAGGCUCGCAAUGCACUGGCAGGUCGACAAGGACACCCGGAUCCUGCAAUACAUAAAAAAACUGCUCCCAAUACGUCGAAUGCCGCCAGCUUCAAAACUUUACCGGCAUCUUCCCCCCUGGCGCGGACAAAGUUUGUUGCCACAGCAUCUGCAAAGAUGACUUACUUGUUGGAUCGCGUUCUAGAACUCUACCAACAAGAGAAGAUCAUUAUCUUCUAUGAUAACAACAACUCUGCGUUCUGGAUUGCGGAAGGCCUUGAGCUACUUGGAGUUGAGUUUCGUAUCUACGCAAGCACACUAAAACCCCAAGUUAGAGCGGCUUACCUGGAACUAUUUCGAGAACGCGAGGACGUCCGUGUUCUCCUUAUGGACCUGCACCAGGCAGCCCAUGGUUUACACAUCGCUAAUGCCUCGCGUGUGUUUAUUGUCAAUCCCAUCUGGCAACCUAAUGUGGAGAGUCAGGCGAUCAAACGAGCACAUCGUAUUAGCCAAACUUUGCCAGUGUUUGUUGAGACUCUCGUCCUCAAGGAUACUCUGGAAGACAAAAUGUUGCAGCGAAGAAAGGCCAUGUCAGAGACAGAAAUGCAGCAUGCGGAGAGAGACUUGCUCGAUGACAGCACUAUGAGCUCCAUCAUUCAGAACGAGCACUUCCUCCCCAUGGCAGAUGACGAAGACCUUUCUGGACCAGCGUACUUGAAGCACCCGCCUGGUUUCUUUGACCGCCACAAACUACCAUAUUCUGGAGAGGACCAACCUCCUUCAUCUGCUGGUGGAAGUCCCAGACGGCGCAAGCGGGGACCCAUACCUAUAGACAUCGACCCGAGCACCACAAGCGACUCAGGCGUUGGGACGCCUAAACGCCUGAGGGUAUCCGAGGGUACAUACUUGUCUCCCGAUGGUAUCUUUAUGAAGACUUCACUAAGAAAGAGGCCAGAAAUGACGUCCCAUACCGGCAUAAUCGGUAUCUCGGGCCCCUCAUCCAGCGGCAAAACAACCCUAGCUCGCCUACUGCAGAGAGUAUUCUCCAAAGCGGCGACAGCCCGCCUCGGGACAUUCAUCAUCCACGAAGAUGAUUUCUAUUUCCCCGAUGAUCGAAUACCCUACACAACAACCGCAAGCGGAAAAGCCGUGCAGGACUGGGACACCAUCUCCGCAAUCGACGUCCACUUUCUAUCCUCGACACUCUCCUACGUCCGCGAACACGGACAUCUUCCACCCCGCCUAAAGAGCAUCCAGGACCUCAAUGAAAAGGCCGACUCCGGUGUUGACGAGGGGACGAUUUCCCAGCUGCAGGAGGAAGUGGGGGAGCGGCUUCGGUCGCUUUUCGAUGCUGGUUCCGGGAGUGAAGGUGCGGUGAAGAAGCAUACGAUUGCUUUCCUGGAGGGAUUUUUAUUAUACAGUCCGCCUGAAUCGGAGGAUAAGGACCAUGUGCUUCGUUCUGUGCACGAAAAUAUUGAUGUGCGGUUGUUUUUGCCCGCACCGUACGAUGUGGUCAAGUCGCGGCGCGAGAGUCGGAGCGGGUAUGUGACGAGUGGGCCUGCGCCUGAGCCGACUUCUCUGCCGCAAAGAAGUUCGGUGUCAGAUCAUGGAAAUGUGGAUUUGGAGGGCGAAGAUGAUCGACCACCGCAGAACUUUUGGACGGAUCCGCCGGGCUAUGUCGACGAUAUUGUGUGGCCGCGAUAUGUUCAGGAUCACGCAUGGCUGCUCCUGCCUGAAGGGGACUCCUAUCAGAGGAGUACCCUAAGUGCAGAUAGCCCCGAGUUGAUCAAGAAAGUGGGACAAGGGGUUAACCUGAGAACAAAUACUGGUGUCGUUGUCGCUCCCGGUCAGGGGUCCAAGCCUAUGGCGGAUAUCCUGAAGUGGGCAGUUGAGGAGGUGAUGAAGUACGUAGAGACAGCAUUGCAACGGCAGUAG